GGUGAACUGAACGAAAUGGCAAAUCGGGUCGAGCUUAUAGAAAAGGAGGUGAAGGACCUUACUGUACAAGAGAAGAAUUUUAAAGCUUUGCUGAUGGUAAGCGCGCAAAAAUACAGGAUUCCUUUGUAUCUGUAUCAUGCUCUGUAUCUGUAUCUGUACCAGGACAUGACAGAAGAAUUUGGGCAUCAAGCAAAGCAGAUGGAAAGCAAAGUGCGGAGAGACGUUACAAGAGACAAGAGAGAAAAAAAUAUGCUGUACGAGAUUGCACAUCGGGAGCGCAUAGAAAGUGAGAUGAGGGAUGCUUAUCUGAAGCAGGCAGACAAAGGCACUCUUUCGGCAAGAGGUGUGCUGAACGAGAUUGCCAACAGAAUAGAGCGCAUGGAAAGAGACACAAGGAGCGUGGACGAGAUUGCGAAUCGAGUGCAAUGCAUAGAAAAAGAACUGGCAUUCCAUGGUUCAGGAAAGAAGGGAGACAAUGCUUCGCUGAGGGCAAGAAAAUGGCUUCACGACAUUGGCAAAACUUUUGUCGGUGAAGAUAAUUUAAGCGUCAUGACGCGUAUGAGAAGAGAAGUUGGAGAAUAUGCUGCUCAAGAUGCCCAUCAAGUUUUGCUAAUGGAAACGGAAAAGGCUCCUAAAGAGCGAGGAUCAAAAUCAUCGCAGUCAGGGCUAUCGUCUCUAGAAAAUGUUCGUAUUAAGGAGACGGAACUAAGAUCAAGAAACUGUGUAUUUUUCAAUGGAAAUCAUUGGCAAGAGCAUGGUAGAAGAUACUCUUCAUCAUCGUGA
This is a messenger RNA of Cylicostephanus goldi, 783 nucleotides long. The record is from the annotation of a GenBank genome assembly. NCBI's taxonomy places the organism in Eukaryota, Metazoa, Nematoda, Chromadorea, Rhabditida, Strongylidae.